GGUCCGCUCUGCCACGGGGGGCAGGCGGGGAUGGCUCUGUCCCCAUCCCACCCGGGCGGGGGGGUUAGUGUGGCUGCUCACCGAGCCAACCUCGUAAGAGGAUACCUGGGAGAAAGCAGCUAGGCUGGGAGUAGGGUUCCUGCCCUGUAACUUGAGCCCCCUUGCGGUCCCUUGGCUUUCUGGGGCUAAGGAGCCUUCCCUAGGCUCUCUGCUCCCCUUUCUUUGUGACCAGAGGCUGCUGGACUGGUAGCACAGUUCAGUGAUGAAUCCGUAAUUGCUACACAAACCAAAAUAUUAUCAGGUGAUGUAUCUCCAAUUCACAUGAAUCCUAUUUCUCAAUCCCAGUUUGUUCCUUUGGCAGAAAUUCUUUGCUGUGCUAUAUCUGAUAUGAAUGCAGCUCAUGUUAUUGUUACCCAGGAAACAUUAAUGGAUCAGUUGGAGAAACAUUAUCCAGGUAUAGCAACUCCCUCACAAGAAAUUCUAUAUAGUGUGCUUGGGACUCUAAUUAAAGAAAGGAAGAUAUAUCACACUGGAGAAGGCUACUUCAUAGUGACGCCUCACACUUACUUUAUCACAGAUAAUGUCAGGAAAGAAAAUAAAAAGUUCCCAUUAGAGGAUAAUUGCAUUCUACUGCCGUCCACCUCUUACCUUGUAAACAUGGAGAGCCGUGGAGAUCUAUCAAAAGAAAAUAUUCCUAUGGUAUCUCAUUACAGAUCCUGCCAUUGUUUCCUUGCUCAGGCUACAGUCAGUGAACAAAGACAUCAGCAGUUAAUUAGCCAUGAACCUAAUGGAAGAGGUCAAAAAGGCUCUCCUGAGUUGAAGCCCAUAGUUCAGAAUCAGCCUGAAUUUACAUCAGUUGAGACUCAUUCAUGUGACACAACUAAGUCCUUAACUUCAAUGAAAGAAAAAGAGAAAUGUAAAAAGUUUGGCCUUAGUCUUUUCUGGCGUAGCACAUCUAAGAAAGAAAAACCUAAAAAAACGUAUUCCCCUUUUUCUGCCCAGUUUCCUCCUGAAGAAUGGCCAGUUAGGGAUGAAGAUAAUUUAGAUAACAUUCCACGUGACAUUGAACAUGAAAUCAUCAAGCGUAUUAACCCUAUGCUGACAGUAGAUAACUUAGUUAAACACACAGUACUCAUGAAAAAAUUUGAGGAACAGAAAAAAUAUAUUAGUAAAGGCACCUCAACCGAAAUGUUGGGAAUUAAGCAAAAACAUAUUUCAAAAGGAUGCAUUCUUAAAAAGCUAAAUAAAACAGCAAAGCAUCACCAAAAAGUUCAAUCCAACAAAGAAAAUCAGAUAAGAAAAACACAGAGAAAAUCUCAAAUCAGUGAGAUCAUGUCAGAAAAUGACAAACAGGAAAAAUGUUCAGGGUGUCUGUCAUCAUCACAUGUUACAAAUGAAGUUGUAGCUCCUGAACAGCUAUAUAAGGAUGCAACAGUUAAAUCCAAUUAUAUAUAUAAAAAGCAAAUUAAGAAUCCUUUUCAAGGUCUACCAUGGAGAGAAAAACUUUCUACAAAAGGGCACAAAAGUCAGAAAAACAGUCAAUUUAAAUCCAGGAUUCAAAAGCAAGAUUUUAAUUUUCAAAGGUCAAGAUCUUUGGAUUCCUCAAGAAUCUUUGACCGUGAAUCCAUACAUUCAAAUGUUGAAAAUUGCAGUGACAAUGCCAAGCAAAACAAAUUAUCCCACAUUAGCAAUUCUUUUGUCCAACCCAUCAAAAGCCAUUGCAAUGAAUGCUCUAAUUUUCCACAAUGCAGUACUUUACAAAUAGAUGAUAAAUGUCAUUACUCCAGAGAGAGUAGCCUUUCUGACUGUGUUUACAGAAGAGCAUACAAAAAAGUUGUUGAUAUUCCAAAAAAUAAUGUAUCUUAUGUUGAAAAUAUGUUUGAGUUCAAUGAAGAAAUAAAAUGUCCACUAAGUUCAAAAGAUACCCAUCAGUGUGAAAAACCUGCCAUCAUAUGUGAGCUAGAUCAAACAUCAAGUCAGUUUAAAAAUGUCAGUCUUUCUAAUGAUCCUGCAGCUGAUAACCAGAUUAAACCAUCUGAAAAUGGUGCAAAUCAAGGACAAAGUGCUGACAAAAAGAAUGAACUCAUGUUUUAUAACACUACUAUAUGGCCUGAGUCUAUUAAUCGAGGAAACGGAUUUACUGAUGAUCAAACUCUGUAUCAAAAACUAGAUGGUUAUGAUGAUGUUGACGCAUGCAGCUCAUUAUAUCUUGAGGAGGAGGAUUACUCUGAAUCCUAUAAACAGCUACCCAGCCACACCAUUUCAGAAACAGGAGAAUGGAAUAAGGUACUACAACAAAUAGGAACUGAAAUAUUUAUUGGAAACCGGGGUCUUGAUAUGCAUCCUGUUGAGUGCAAUGCUACAAUAAAUAAAUUAGAUUCUUGUGGGUCAGUGGAUGGCUCUCAAGAGUGCCAGAAAAUAAAUCUUCUGGGAGAAAACUGUUUCCAUGAUCAGCUAUCUCAGUUAGUUUACAAACAUCAUGAAAAGGAAGUUGACCUUCCUAAACAUGUUCAGGCUUCAGUUACUGGUGUCAGCAUAUUUGAUUUCUGUAAAAGAAAUGAGGGUGACUCAGAUGCUGAAACUUUGCAGAACACUCCCAAUGAUACGAGAGAAAAAUCAGCAAGCUGGACACUGGGAUCGCAGAUGAUGGAAAUGAGGGAAAAUAAUGGAAAAAAGCAACUGCUUCUUAAUAGUACACAUACUACAAUUUCAGGGCCAAAUGCCCAACAAGCACCAAAUAACUUAGAAGGAACAGAAAACCAGAGCAUUACAGGAGACAGUGGAAUUGAUUCUCCAAGAACACAAAGUCUUGCAUCUAAUAAUUCAGCCAUUUUGGAUGGAUUGAAAAGAAGACAAAGUUUCCUGCAGAACUUUGAAGGCAUAAAUAACAGCGCAGAGAGCCUUUCACAAAAUACAUUGUUUCAGUUAACUCCAGUCAUGAAUGUUUAAGUUUCUUCUCUUACAGAUCUUUGUGAAUUCUUCCUUUUGUAUAAUGUAAAUAGCUUUACUGUAAUUUUUUUAAAACAAUCAAAUACAUAAUGAUGCAUCAAAAUCCAUGUAUAAUCUUUAAACUUGUUUGAAUAUUCCACUUUGGAUUUUUUACUUUUAAUUAACAUUUUAAUAAUAAGACAGUUACUUUUGUUAAUAGAUAGUAUGACCAUCUUAUGUAAUAAAAAUGUGCAAAGCAAACGUAUGGACAAAUUAUUAGCCUGACAUGAUAGUACAUGGUUCUCCAAUAAGAACCAUGCAACUAUAAUAAAUUGAUACAAGUUACACUUCUUAAGGUACUUCCUAUGUGCACCACUGGACCAACAGAACCACUAGACCCCAGCAUACAUAAUACAAAUUAGUAGGAAAAAAGACAUGACAUCCUGCCUCACUCCAAAAAAAGCCACUUGAGAUUGAAAACUUGCUCUCUCUAGAUGAGAGAGAACACUAAUACUCUGAUGACUAAAGCCAAUGGACCUACUUGUACAAGGCAAAAAGGAAAAAGCAUUUCUAAGAAUAAGUCAAGAGAAUCUUUUAUUGAUAUAGGAUGCAUAGGAGAAAAUAGACUAUCUUGCUGCCACUAAUUAAAAAGUUUCACUUAUAGCAUCCCUUUUUGAAUGUUAGACUUUCUGAAAGAAAGCCUUUUCCCAAGUAAUAGAAUGGCCAUCA
Molecule: messenger RNA, 3657 nt
Organism: Pelodiscus sinensis (Chinese soft-shelled turtle)
Lineage: Eukaryota; Metazoa; Chordata; Testudines; Trionychidae
Source: RefSeq, a predicted model, not a curated record